Cercopithifilaria johnstoni is the source of this 969-nucleotide messenger RNA. The record is from the annotation of a GenBank genome assembly. Lineage: Eukaryota; Metazoa; Nematoda; Chromadorea; Rhabditida; Onchocercidae.
AUGCAAUUCUUACCAUCACUUCUUACGUUAUUAUUGACAGCAUCAUCGCAUUUUGUACUGGGACAAUGCCCAAUGGGUAGUAUACCGUUUUUAAGCGGUUAUCGGUGUAUAUCGAACAUACAAUGUCAGAAUAUCUCUCCAGAAUAUUAUUGCUUCCAUGGAGUUUGCUGCUCAAAUAAUUCAGGUACAGUAAAUACAGUACCAUAUGGUGGAUACUGUACGAUGACAGUACAAUGCAAUACAUUUGGCGCAAAAUGCAUUUCACACGUAUGCCAAUGCGCCAGCGAUUCUAAAUACGAUGGCUAUUCAUGUACUGCAAUAGCUCCAAUCUUUUGUCCAUCAAAUCAAAUUUCGAUAAAUGGACAGUGCUAUCGGAAAGUAACUUAUGGUUUUCUGUGUAAUUUUACUCAACAAUGUGGUUAUAUUGGCGCUUUUUGCACCGAUGGAAUUUGCCUUUGUCAAUCGGGUUACGCUUUUGAUGGAAGCAAAUGUAUUUCGCGUUCUAAGACAUGUCCUGGAAAUCAGAUAGCCAUUGGUGAACGAUGCUAUCCAUUUGCUCUAUUAGGUGAAGCAUGUGUAUAUAGUGAACAAUGUAUCGACAAAUGGUAUCCAUCACUUUUAUGUAUCAAUGGUCAUUGUGUAAUGCGAAUGGAUGAUGAUACUAUAAAACCAAAAUGCGCUGAUCCAAGCGCUGAAGUGGAAUAUAUGAAUGGUACGGUGAAGAAUUGUUUAUAUUGGCCCUGUACAGUUGGUUACUUUUGCGAAUACAAUGAAUUCCAAAAUGGCGGACAAUAUAUUUGCUGUGGUACCAAUGCUAACAAAAUUUAUGGCAAAGUAAAAUUUUAUCCGGGUACCAACAAGCCAUUACAUUGUUCUACAGCUGACAGUUGUCCAUUUUUCGAUGCACAAAAUUGUGUGAUGUCUUAUCGAUAUGGUUACAAAGUUUGUUGCUCAACUAUGAAUUGUUGA